UUGAACGGACGACAGACUGUUGAUGGAAACCGAUAUGGCAGAUACUCUCAGUGAGCCAAAGUGGCAAUCAUGUCUCAGUUUCUACAUCUGGGAUCUGUCGCUCGAACAAGGCAGCAACACGCACGACCGAUCUCCGACAAACAAGUCACACAAGGCACGUGACACACGGCACACCCAUCCCAUCUGCCAACAGCGUCACCUAUUGGUCUUGGCUCGCGAGCACCGCCGUCUUGCUGUCUUCUCCUCUCGUAGUGUGUCUCUGCUGCUGCCUCUGCUGCUGCUGCAUUAACACGCUCGCAGGGGCCGCCCCGCCCUUGAUGUCCUUAUCCUGCCUGUCGGCCUCGGCAGUGGCCAUCGCUAUGCGGUGCGUCAUCUCCUUGAGCAUUCUGUUGUCAAUUGUCGACUCUGACUCGGAAUCCGCUUCACUCUCGCUUUCACUUUCACUGUCACUCCCCCCCUCGUGCUGCCCCAAAUGUCCUUUCCCUAUGCCUCCGCCUUUGCUGCCGCAGUCCUCUUCGUCGCUGUCUGAGGUGGCAUUUUCCGUGUGCAUGGCGGGUUCUGCAAAGGCCAUGAGGGCUGUGCGGUUGAUGUGGGGCGAAGGGGGGAGGGCCGGUCCGGGAUGGGAUGAGGAGUUGUUGUUGUUGAUGAGGUGGUUGAUCAGCUCGUCCAGCUCGGGAGGCACCUUCUCGCCGCCCUCACCACCGGCGCCAGCAUUGUGGUGCAGGUGGUGCACUGGAGGGAGCCUCAAGGGAAGUGGCUCGAGUGGCUCGUUCUCUUGUUGCUGUGGCGGGAUGUACUUGAUGGGGGAGGGAGGGAGGUGGUCUCUGACGUGUGCACAGACCUCUGACUGGAUGAAGUGGUGGAGGAAGGCGGCAGAGUCGUUGACGGUUGCGCAGUAGAGGAUGGUGUUGCCUUUGCAGCAUGGCUCGUGGUACAUGACUUGGCUGCAAGCAUCGCCGGGCAGACAGUCGUCUGUCGCACUCGUGUCCUGCAGGAGAAUCAUGCUGUGGGGUCGUGGAUAGUAAGAAUGACAUUGUGUGUGUACGUGUAAGAAUGAGUCUGUCUCCUUGUUCAGGGCCUCAAGCUCGUGGCUGAGACCGGCCUGCAUCGAGACAGAAGAACAGACAUUCAUGUGGCUGGGCCUGUCUGCAAUCGGGCUGUGGAUGCAUACAAGCGUCUCUCGCAGAGACUUAAGCUCAAGCUCCGACUUCAGCGCUUUCUCAGCCUGAAAGAGGAGACAGGAACACGUGCCGCACCGCCUUCAGUGUGUCCUGCCUGUUGUCCUUACGUAUAGCAGCUUGACGUCGUACAGUUCCUGUCGGCAGUGCUCCAGCUGCCCCAUCAGCCGCCACGUCACAUUCAUCUCACGAAGCUGAUAUGAUACAGGCGUACGAGACACACACAGCCAAUAAGGUCUCUCUGUGUCCAAGCAACCAGCCAACGCACUCCCUCCCUCACCUCUUCGGCCUUUGUCCUGCUCACGAAGAUAGACGCCUGCUUGACGAGCUCCCUCUGCGUGCUCUCCUCUGCCGCCACGAUCUCGUCGACGGCGGCCUCCAGCUUCAUGGCGCAGGAGUGCGCCACAUUGUCGAUCAUCGUUAUCGUAGUUUGCAG
Vitrella brassicaformis is the source of this 1614-nucleotide messenger RNA. The record is from the annotation of a GenBank genome assembly. Lineage: Eukaryota; Vitrellaceae.